Molecule: messenger RNA, 948 nt
Organism: Penicillium longicatenatum
Lineage: Eukaryota; Fungi; Ascomycota; Eurotiomycetes; Eurotiales; Aspergillaceae
Product: F-box protein
Exons: 3
Coding region: 1-948 (315 amino acids)
Molecular function (GO): protein binding
Source: RefSeq, a predicted model, not a curated record
AUGACUUCCUCAAAAGAACCGCUUUCACCCUUGUCGCUUUCUAGAGAGCGCCCUCCGCGCACGAUGAACGAUCUCCCACCCGAGAUCAUCUGGAAUAUUUUGGAGUAUCUCUCAACGAAGCACCUCAAUGCUAUUACCUCUGUCUCACAAAGUUUCCGAGCAAUUGUCACGACAAUACUUGAGUACCGCCUACACCAUUUUCUCAAACGCGAAUACGAUAGUGUUUACCUGCGCGUGGGCUGGUACACACCAAUGAGAGAGAAGAAGGGGGUCAUUACAUGGGCCCACCAGGGGACUGUGGCUCUCGUGGAUGAAAAGAAUCCGUGUGAUUCACUGAUGCCCUGUGUCAGGCAAUCAGCAUCUGUUCAAGAGCCGACACAGGCCCAGGAAAAUGCCUGGUACUCAAUUUUCCACCCGGCUGGUCCCCGGGGAGAUCCCUGGUUCCGACCAGGUACAUUAUGGUGGUCUGAUGAGGAUGGCAUGGACGGUUACACGACUAACUUGAGAAACUACUGUGAAGAUGAUAGAGACCUCGGAGAAGAGGUUACACUGGAAAGCUACGAAGACUUUGUUCAGUUUCGACUCAGGAUGUAUUUGGCCGAGCGGACUGGCCCCUACAAGGCGUUUAAGAUCGAGAACAAAAUGAUCAGAAUCCCCAAAGAGUUUUUAAGCCAAUCGAAUGACAAAGGCCGACAUAUCGGUGAUCCGGAGGCUCAGGAUAACCCUGAGCUAUUCUGGGUCGACAGCCAGAAGACAAUUGGCCUUCAGGUGAUGGUCACACAAGAUCAGGAGAAUUACGGAUAUGAGGACUGCACUGGAACAGUCAAAUACUAUGUGAGCCUGUCGGCAUUGUGGAUCCGGACCCUCAGGCUCCUACAAGAAGAUGAGGUAGCUGAGAAGCAUGCUAAAGACGGACACCCACCAAUAACAAUCCUUACUGCGCGAUGA